Messenger RNA from Quercus robur (English oak), 1015 nucleotides. RefSeq lists its product as uncharacterized. The record is from RefSeq and is a predicted model, not a curated record. Lineage: Eukaryota; Viridiplantae; Streptophyta; Magnoliopsida; Fagales; Fagaceae. Bases 216 to 677 code for a protein of 153 amino acids. The transcript is spliced from 3 exons.
AAUCCUAUUCCAUCCCUAACCAAACAUAAAGAGCAGAAGAAACACACUUUCUUUUGGAAAGAAAGAGCGGAAGUCAUAUAUAUUUUUUUGUGUCUGAUAGAUUUUCUCGUAAAAAUAGAGCUGUCCUGUGUAGACUAAUUUAUUUUUUGGGUUGGGAUACAAAUACAACACCAGCGCAUCACAAGUCCUUACAGUUACAGAAGUACUUUACGGUCAUGGAUCCUACUCCUACACAUAGAUGCACGGUUCAGCGGCCAUUCUUUCUUCUUCAUCCCACGCACCAUCACCACCACCACCACCACCACCUCUGCCGCCACCAUCACCACCACUUCUUAUGUUUCUGUCCCCACCAUCCCCAACACCACCACCACCACUUUAAUGGUCACCCCCAUCUAUGCCCCGCUCUUAUUUCAUCUUUUCCUCGAAACCCAGAAGCUUCAAAUCCUGUUCCUCUGCCAAACCAUUCCAAUUUGGAGACUUCUGCUUCUGGCUGUGAACAAUCUUAUGCCACUGCCAAUCUGAUGUUACAAGAACAGGAGCAUGAAGGAUUAGAAGAGGAAGAUGAUGAUGAACCAGUUUUUGUUCUGACUGAUGAAUGGAGGGAAUUCUUUGCAAAAUCCGAAGCAAAGAGGAAAUUAGCAAAGAAGCAGGCUAAGAAGAUGGGAAGAAAUAAAUAGAGAAUUUGGAGACAUCCUUGAAUCACCUCAAGCAUGAGAGGUUGCAUUGAGUUCAUUUAGCAGCUUUAGAGUUUCUGAAAGAGUGAUCAAGAAUUAAUUUUCUUUUACACAUACAGAUGAUGCAAGCUAUCGCUUUGGAGCCGAAGAUGCUAGACAUGGUAUAGAAUUUCUUGUUGAAGUCAAAUGUUCCAUUUCUUGACCUAGAUUACCUUGUUAUGGAUUUUUGUUUUCUGUCAAAAGCAUAGACAUUGAAAUUUUGUUCAUGAUCUCCAGAACAAAUGUAUUUUACAUUUACAGCUUAAUUUUACGGUCACCUUUGUGACUACUUUGUGGCAGAA